GCACUUCCGGUGCAGAGUUCAGAAAACAGAGAUGGCGACCACAUGCCUCUUCGAGUAGUUGUGAAGCAGUAGUGAGUGAAGUAUCAAACAGAAUUUCAGCCUUACAAAAGCUCAGAGAAUGAAAGACACUCCGUUGUCAAACUGUGAGCGGGAUUUCUUGCUCAAAGCGAUCGAGGAAAAAAAGCGCCUCGAUGGACGGCAAACCUACGACUAUAGAAAGAUCAAAAUCACAUUUGGGACUGACUAUGGCUGCUGCUUUGUGGAUCUGGGGAAAACCAGGGUCAUGGCCCAGGUCUCAUGUGAGCUGGUUGCUCCUAAGGAGAAUCGACCAAAUGAGGGGGUCAUGUUCUUUAACAUAGAGCUGUCUCCAAUGGCCUCUCCUGCAUUUGAACAGGGCAGACAGUCUGAGUUGUCAGUGAAACUAAACAGACAGCUGGAGAGAUGCUUUAGGAACUCCAAGUGCAUAGAUACAGAGUCCCUGUGUGUGGUGUCUGGGGAAAAGGUGUGGCAGAUUCGAGUAGAUGUUCACAUGUUGAAUCAUGAUGGGAACCUGAUGGAUGCUGCCAGCGUAGCCGCCAUCACUGCUCUGUGCCACUUCCGACGCCCUGAUGUUGGCAUCCAGGGAGAUGAAGUCACAGUGUACAGUCCAGAGGAGAGGGACCCUAUUCCUUUGAGUGUUUACCACAUGCCCAUUAGUGUCAGUUUCUCCUUCUUCCAGCAAGGAACGUAUCUACUGGUGGACCCAUGUGAGCGCGAGGAGCGGGUGAUGGAUGGCUUGCUGAUGAUUGCCAUGAACAAACAUAGAGAAAUAUGUUCUAUCCAGUCCAGUGGUGGCAUUAUGCUGCUUAAAGAACAGGUCAUGAGAUGCAGUAAAAUAGCAAGUGUCAAAGUAUCUGAGAUCACAGCGCUCAUCAGCAAAGCCCUGGAGAAUGACAAGAAGGCUAGGAAGGAAGGUGGCAAGUUUGGUUUUGCAGAGUCUAUGCCUCAAGAGCGAAUCACAGCUCUAAAAAAGGACGAGACUUCAGUAGAGAUGUCGGAUGUGUCGGAAAAAGCCGAUGAGAUCAUCCAAAAAGCAGAGGUCCCACAUCAAACGGUUCCAUCUCCAGUGGUCCCUGUUGCAGGUGUGGGCCAGAUAGGAGAAGACCUGCAACAUACAUGGGGCCUAGAUGAUGAAGAUGACGAUGAGGAGGAGGAACAUAAAGAAGACAGUGAUGAAGAACAGGAUGAGAAAAACAUGGACGUGGAACACGAAAAAGAGAUCAGAGGGUGUGUGGUUGAAAUCUCUGAUAGCGAAGAGGAGGAGGUGAUCAUACUCCAAGCAGAAAAACCAGGCAAAACCCCUAUAAAAACAGGAUCUGAUUCCCACCAGAAGGGGGCAGCAGCAGCAUCAAGAAAAAGACCAAAUAAAUGACAGCUCCCUUUGAACCCCCUCAUGACCCGGACUGUACAAAGAGUGUCUUGGUUUUAACUGAUUGAUUUCUGUUGUAGCAGAGAGUUGUGAUCACAUAAAACUCACAAAAGUUUGUAAUAUUACAGAAAACCAAUUUGUUAAACAAAAACUUUAUUUAAUUUUUUUAUUAAAGAUAACAGAUGUAAGAAGAACUAGGUAAAGUAAAAAAAAUAUAAAGAAAAAAUAAAUACUUAAUUAAAUACAUUAGGCAAUAGGAAUUAUGGGAUGUAUGUGUUUAUCUCCACUUUUUUUCUUUUUGUUUAAAUACAUUUCAACCUUUAUUUUGGUUAUCUGUGCUUCUGUUCUUAUUAGGUAGGUGGUCCUAAACCCAGCCUGUAGCAGGACUGUAGACUGUGGUUCUAUUUAGGUCUCUCCAAUGUGUAGCCCGAGACAUAGAUAGACUGGUCUUUUCAGAUUCGGGAAGUAUUUUUAGGUCCACCCCUGUUGGUCAACCAUGCUACAGAGUGACGAGUAAACAUUUG
Molecule: messenger RNA, 1932 nt
Organism: Betta splendens (Siamese fighting fish)
Lineage: Eukaryota; Metazoa; Chordata; Actinopteri; Anabantiformes; Osphronemidae
Gene: exosc9
Product: exosome component 9
Exons: 12
Coding region: 119-1411 (430 amino acids)
Biological process (GO): TRAMP-dependent tRNA surveillance pathway; nuclear polyadenylation-dependent mRNA catabolic process; exonucleolytic trimming to generate mature 3'-end of 5.8S rRNA from tricistronic rRNA transcript (SSU-rRNA, 5.8S rRNA, LSU-rRNA)
Cellular component (GO): nuclear exosome (RNase complex); cytoplasmic exosome (RNase complex)
Source: RefSeq, a predicted model, not a curated record